CAAUUGCCAAUUAAUUAACCCCCUGAUAGCAAUUCGCUCUCAUAUUCACCGUGAAAACACCACAAAACCGACAAAACCGACAUUUACAUCGCCGCACAUCCCUAUUGACAUCCCUGGGCGGCAUACAACGGUCCGCAUACCUUGCUGACCAUAUUGAAGGCCAUAAAAGUAGUCGAUUGCAAAGAAAAGCCACGAGCGGCUAUGCGUAGAGAUACGACUGUUAAAGGGGGUUUCAAUUAGUCGAGAAUUGUUUGGACCGUGAAGCGGCGGAAGUCUUUAUCGGGCCGGCGUCCCGCCCCUUCUUCAGAUGCGAGCGGAUACUAUAGUUACGUAAAAGACGCGUAAAUUAACGGAAACGCGUGAAUCUCCGGAUACACGUUUACAUGAGAUCAAGACAUCGGGCCAAAAGUCGCGUAAAGUACUCCAGCUCCUGCUUGUUUGUUGACCAAGAUGAGCACCAAUUGAGAUACGGACAACGGGAUGAUGGAUCAAGUAUUAGACUCGGGCCAAAACAAGCCGGUCUGGCAUCUCAUUCCUCUCCCCCUCUCACAAAUCAAUCCAUCUGCGGUCCGUCCUCAAUAUCCACGAGGCCGCCAUGUCCCUACGCUCCACUCCUUUUGCCUCGCUACCAUUUCUCGUAAUUUCCACGUUGUCGAACCAAUGUCUUUCACCGGCGUGCACCCUGUGCUUGUUCGACGUAUCUUUAGCCGUAUCCGUGCGGACAGAGGGUACGAAGAAAUACAGGAAAGUGAACAAAUUUCGUCUAAUCCUGACGAGGCUACAAUUUGGGCGUAUGAUGCUUUAUUAGAAGGCGCUGAUGCGGGAUCAUUCACAUUGGCUCUACCGGCCAUUCCUACUCUAGCUCAUCUCCCACCGAACCCUCGCACACCCAACGUUCAGCAUCCGCUCAACUAUCUCCCGUCGCUAUUUGCAUCAUCACUUCUCAACCCCACCACUUCACUUUUGACGUCCCUCACGUUGGACGGUAUGGACCGUGCGGUGAAUGAUCAGAACGUCCAGGCACUGCGGUACUGCACCCAUUUGGAUGUUCUGUGGAUGAAGGGAUGCCGGAUUACGGAUAAUGGCAUUAGAUUACUUGGGAGUGCCCUUGAAUUACCUGGACAAAAGGAUCUCAAGGAGGGAAGAGGUCUCUGGAGGUUACGCGCGUGGUUUCUGGGCGGGUGUAAGGGUGUCAGCGAUAGAAGUGCAAAAGUCUUCGCUAGGUGGCCGGGACUAGUAGCCUUGGAUUUGAGAGAUACAUCCUGUACUGAGGCUUCUUUCGCUGUCAUCAACCGCACAUUGCAGGCCCUUUUCUCCGGACAGAACCCGAAAUUCCAAGCUUGUACCGACGGCCUCGUCCCACUCUUUGCUUCAAAUCUCCCGCCGGCCGAUAUCGUCUCAAGCCUAUGCUUAACCCUUAUCAAACUCCCCAAAGAAAAGUCUGACCUCGUGUCAUUGAAUGUCACUUCAACUUCAAGACCCAUACCCGAUAAAUUCCUUCCACCUUCAUCGCGAGCUAUCCCAUCAUCCAGCUCAGUAUCGGCGAGCGGCAAGUCCUACGUUCCAGGUAUCGGUUUCAUCUAUGGUUCCAAUCUUUCAAGUUGCAUCGAAGAAGAAGAUCGUGAUCCUCAACCAUUCGGUACAUCCAUUUCUCUUUUCAAUCCUUCAUCUUCGCCUCAUAAGGAUGCCUUCUCUCAAGUGGAAGAGGAGAACCCGACCCCGGCGGAAAAGCGAAAACGUACAAUCGCCAAAAAACUAGAGAGGAAUGGGCAAGCGCAUUUGGUUGGUAAAGCGCAGAAGGAGAAAAAACCUACCAAGACUCCGAAAGCAAAGGCUGCUGGCGUUGCAGCAGCAGCUCAAGCAGGAGAAUGGUGGGACGAUGCCGAUGGCCAGGCAAAGAACUUUUAUUCGGCCGCCUCUGCUUCUACCUCUACAUAUUCAAACGCCUACCCCAUGUUAAGCGCCGAGGCAACCCAAGCAAAUGCGCGGGGUCAAGGUGAAGGAGAUCGGCGACUCAUGCUUGUGCGCGUGGUCCAUGACGAAUGGUUCCGGCUCACUUACACCACAGCCAAUGCGCUUGCUCAGGCACAGACGAAAGAGGUGAAUUGGGCGAGAGAAGGGCAGAUGGCGGAGAAGAGGGGGAAGAUGGUGGGUGAUAUUAUGCAGGCGACGGAAAGUGUGAGAGAGGCGUCGAGGAGGGCGGUAGAAGCGAACAAAGCGACUGCCAAUGGGCAAGCGGCAGAUCGAGUUAGGACAUCUGGACCGACGGACGGUAGUGUUCUUCCAACGCAGACGAGCAUGAGAAGCGAAGAGAUUCUCCGGCGUCGGAUGGAACGUCAAGUCGUUGACCCUUCAGGCAUUACCACCACUGUCCCAUCCACAGGAUCGUCGCCAAGUAUUUCCCAAGCAUCAGACGGUUCUCAAAAUCCAUUUAAAAAGCCAUACACUUCGAAACCCUUCGCCACCAAGUACUAUCCCCGCAAAUACACUGGCUCUGCGAGUCGCUCGCCUCCUCGAACGAAGAAACCUUCUCCCUUUGCACCACAUUCUCGGCUGGUAGGCAAGGCCCCUAAUCGGGGCGGUACAAAUACGUCGUCUUCCAUAUCAACACCUGGAAAACCAUCCCCACUCACUGGACAUUCCCCCUCCCAACCUUUACAACCAUCUUCAUCCCCGCCAAUGUCCUCCCCUGUUGCCGCUACCUCGGUACAAAGACCUAGUACGCGUUCCAAUCCUUUCGCGCCCAAGCCAUCCUCUAUCCACCGGUCAUCGUCUCCUGUCUCUUCCGCGCAGGAGGAUGAUAGUCUCGAUUUUGGGUUUAGCAGCGGUGCAUCAGCGAAGAAGAGGGCGUUUGGAGGUGCACCAGGAGGGGAAGGGAAGAGAAGAGGAAUGAAGAUGUUUUCUGGGAAAGUGAACGGGGUGGUGUUGAAGAGUGCGAGAGAGGCGUAAAAACGGUGCUUUAGAAGGUGAUGGAGCAGUCGGGAGAGAAGACAUGACUGGCAACAUGUUGGAUAUGGUCACUGAGAACGGGUCGGAGUUUGGAGGAUAUCAGAAAUUCCACGGGUAUUCUGAACUUGAAGAAAAUGGAACGUUUGAUGGCUGCUAUGCCAUAUUUUAAUCAUGUCAUGCCGCAUGGUUAAUGGAUGACGGCUGGCCGUAGGCACAAAGGGACAACUUUAUAAUUUCGGGAUCGGACCUUGCGUCAAGCAUCGAAUCAUCGAAAUUGAUUGCCGUCCGUCGAUUUGUCGAUCUGUCGAGGUUAAUCUAUCACCCAUAAAAGGAUCCAAUGAGAUCGGUGCUGUUGUCAUCAUUCUACAUGCUGUCUAUCGCCCAUCACCAAUUUCCCGUGUAUUCAUUUUUUAGCCUUUUCUCCAUCAGAGGAUGUUGUCCCAUGUCCACUGAUCAGUACCUCAAGAGCCCGACAGGAAGGAAAAGAAGGAAGGAGUGUGUUAAGCGAAACGGUUCCUGAUGGGCGAAUGACCGAUACCUUGAUGUUGGAGUUUAGGGACCCGGAUUGAGGAUGGUAGCUCAGGGGUCAGGAACAUACCAAAGGAAGGGCCCUUUGAGAUGAUCUGUAACCCACUGUGUUCAGCGAUUACAGUGUUGCGAUUUCAAAAUGUCGAAUGUCGGGCGUUGGCUAGUUGUGCGUAGAUCGCGGUUCAUGAAUCAUAUCCGGACCAUUUGAAGGGUACGGACAUUUGAUUGGGGGGAUCUAGGCGAUGAGGAUUGACUGCUUUCAGUUCCAAUUGUUGUUCUUGACAGAUCUGAACCAGAAUGAUAUGCGAUGAAAAGACGGAAGCUAUUGAUCGUCGUGUGCUCGAGUACUGCGAUGCAGCGCGAGUGAUGUUGAUGAUGUUGUCUUGUCGCUCGUUGUGACUUUUGCUUUUCGAUGAAAGCUUUCACCAUUGAUGCCUAUCGAUCUUGAAGAGGAAAAGUAGUCCGCUGAAGAGUUGAGAUCAUAUGUACGAUAGCACUGUAGUCAAUUUUCCAUCCACCAGUCUCAUGCACGCUAAAGGACUGC
Molecule: messenger RNA, 4021 nt
Organism: Cryptococcus deneoformans JEC21
Lineage: Eukaryota; Fungi; Basidiomycota; Tremellomycetes; Tremellales; Cryptococcaceae
Exons: 3
Coding region: 481-2949 (822 amino acids)
Source: RefSeq, a predicted model, not a curated record